This is a messenger RNA of Rubroshorea leprosula, 3621 nucleotides long. Lineage: Eukaryota; Viridiplantae; Streptophyta; Magnoliopsida; Malvales; Dipterocarpaceae. The record is from the annotation of a GenBank genome assembly.
AGUUUUCCUUUGCAUAUUCUCUCCGCAGCUUCCUCAGUUUAUAGCCACAAGCUACAAAUUCGGUGCCAAUUUUGUGCUUCUUUGCUUUGCCUUCAGCUCCACUUAUUUUCAACUUCCUCACCUCAUUUCGCCAAUUGAUCUGGAGCAAUUUUCUUAAUGGCGGACAUUGCAACGCUAAUUCUUGAGAUCAUAAAAUGCAUGGCAACUCCAACAUGCCGUUGUGUAGAUUAUCAUAGAAAAUUCAAACAAGAUGUGGAGGAUCUGAAAAGCAAAGUGAGAGAUCUAAAUAGCAGAAAAAAGGAUGUAGAAACACAACUAGACGCAGAGGUUUGCUUGCAGAAACAAGUGAAGCAACAGGUGGAGGACUGGCUUCAAGAUGUGCAGAGGAUCAAUGUUGAAAUUCAAAAGGUGGAACGAAGGGUGGACAAUGCUUCAUUUCUCUCACGAGCUCGUCUUGGAAAACUUGUUCGUGAAAAAAUUAAUGCUGUGGAUACAAUUCUUCAACGAGGUCGUUUUCCUGAAGGACUGGUAGUUAAUAAGCCUGCAACUGCUUUGCCUUUUCGGGUAGAGAAUCUAGAAGGUGAGGUUUCUGUGAAGGAAAAGAUAUGGGGAUACUUGACAGGCAAUGAGGUCCAAAUGAUUGGUGUUUGUGGAAUCGGGGGUGUUGGGAAGACCACCAUUAUGAAGCAUAUCCAUGAUGAAUUACUAUUGGAGUCCAGAUUUGAUAAAGUGAUCUGGGUUACUGUCUCACAUCCACUCAAUGUGCGUAGAUUACAAGAUGAAAUUGCUAAGAGGAUGAAUGAAAGUCUCCUAGAGAAUGAGGAUAAACAAAGGCGAGCUUUAGAAUUGAAGGAGAUGAUGGGAAGGGUGAAAUAUGCAUUGAUUUUAGAUGAUGUUUGGCAAGGAUUUAUGCUUGAAGAUGUUGGAAUCUUGAGACCAACAGUGGAAAAUGGUUGCAAAAUAGUUAUUACUAGUAGAAAGGUGGAUGUAUGCAAGUCCCUUGGUUGUGAAAUAGUUAAAGUGUCUCCUCUUUCAAAGGAAGAGUCUUUGAAUUUGUUCUUAGAUAAGGUGGGAAGGGACAUUCUACAAGUUCCAGAAUUGGAAGGAUUUUGGAAAGCCAUGGUGGAGGAGUGUGCUGGACUACCCUUGGCCGUUGUUGUAAUAGCUCGGAGCAUGAAAGGAGUAACUAAUGUCCGUGAGUGGAGGCAUGCUUUAAACGAAUUAUGCAGACGCAUAAGAGCUACAGCCGAAGGUUCAGAAGAUGAGAUAUUCGAGAGAUUGAAAUUCAGCUAUGAUCGUUUGCAAGAUUCAAAUAUCCAAAAUUGUUUCUUAUCUUGCUCACUAUAUGCUGAAGACUAUGAAAUUAGAAGAGAUGAUCUGGUCGAACAAUGGAUUGAUGAGGGACUUAUUGAAGAGUCAAGUAGACAAGUAAUGCUUGAUAAUGGACACUUCAUAUUAAACAAACUUGAGAACAACUGUUUGUUAGAGAACGGUCAUUCCAAGGACACUAUUAAAAUGCAUGAUGUUGUGAGAGAUAUGGCAUUGCGCAUUGGUUCUCAAUUUAUGGUGAAAGCUUGUAUGCGACUAACAGACAUACCAGAUGAGCAUGACUGGACUGAAAAUGUUGAAAAGGUUUCCUUGAUGGAGAAUGCAAUUUCAGAUAUUCCUAUAAAUAUGUGCCCAAUUUGUCCCAAUCUCACAACCUUGAUGUUGCAGGGGAAUUGGGAAUUGACACAAAUUCCAGGUUGCUUUUUUGCAAACAUGCGAGGGCUCAAGUGUUUAAAUCUUUCUGAAACUAGCAUUGAAAGUCUACCUCAUUCCAUCUGCAAUUUGGAAAGUCUUACUACAUUGCUCUUGCGUGAUUGUAGGCAAUUAAAACAUGUGCCUUGCUUAGCAAAGCUUAAGGCAUUGAAAAAGUUGGAUAUGUUUAAAGCAGGAAUUGAUGUGGUCCCUGAAGGCAUUGAUAUGCUUGUAAAUCUCCAAUAUCUUGAUUUACGGUGUCCAGAAUUGGUGGAGCUAUCGACACAAAUACUCGGUAACCUCUCUCACCUCCAGCACUUGACAGUAUAUUCCAAAUCGACCACUUUAAAGAUAAAAGGAAAAGAAGUAAGAGGAUUGAAGAAGUUGGAGACUUUUCAAGCUCAAUUGUAUGACUUGCAACACUUCAACAAUUAUGUUAAGUCUAAUCAUUUUAAAAGAUUGAGUAAUUACCGGCUUGUGGUUGGACAAGUGCAGAUCGGCUUUGGUUCUAUUAUUAAUUUCUCUAAAGAAAUAAGUUUAGGAGAAUGUGAGAUAGGUGGAGAAGAUAGUGUGCUGCUUCCAGAUGACGUGGAGGAUCUAUGGAUUUAUCGGUGUAGAAAAUUUAGAAGCUUAAGUGAUAUUUAUUCUCUCCAAAAAACAACUGAGUUGAGAAACUGUUUUGUUACUGAGUGUGAAGAGAUAGGGUGUGUGGUUGACAUGGUUACGUCAUCAUCAUCUUUCAUUAAUAACCUUGAAAGCCUAUGGCUUGAGAAGUUGCCCAACUUGAGUGUUGUUGCGAACGUGGAAGGAGUAAAAGCAACAUCGCCUCACAUCUUUUCCAAUCUUCAAUACUUUGUGAUGAAGGAAUGUUCUAGCAUGAAGAGGUUGUUUUCACUUGAGCUGCUGCAAGGCCUCCAAAACUUGGAGGGGAUUAGAGUUUGUAAUUGUCAACAAAUGGAGGAAAUAAUAGGGUGGGAAGGAGAAGAGGAAAAUCACACAGCUGAUGCAACUACUACUACUACAUUCAAUCUUCCAAAAUUAAGAGUGUUGUCUUUGCAGAAUUUAUCAGAAUUUAAGAGAAACUGCCCCACAAGAGGAGUAAUGGUUUGUGAUUCUCUCGGAUGGUUAACAAUAAAGGAAUGUCCAGAGUUAAGGAGGAUUCCCCUGCUGCAAGGCCUCCAAAACUUGGAGGGGAUUACAGUGUGGAAUUGUCAACAAAUGGAGGAAAUAAUAGGGUGGGAAGGGGAAGAGGAAAAUCACACAGCUGAUGCAACUACUACUACUACAUUCACUCUUCCAAAAUUAAGAAAGUUGAAUUUGCAGAAUUUACCAGAAUUGAAGAGAAUCUGCUCCACAAAAGGAGUAAUGGUUUGUGAUUCUCUCCAACACUUACAAAUAGAGAAAUGUCCAAAGUUAAGGAGGAUUCCCCUGGUAGGGAAUGUACGGCCAUCUCCUCCUGCUGCUCUAAAGCAAAUCCAGAUAGAGCCAAAAGAAUUAUGGGAAUCACUGGAGUGGGACGAUCCCAAUGCCAAAAAUGUCCUUCAACCCUUCAUGGGUUGUCCUUUUAUUGAGGACCGCAACUCGAGAGUUUGGUUUCCAAUUAUUCAAAUGAAAAAUAGCUGAGAUCCAAGACCACGGGUUGGGUCUGCAUCUUUGUUCAGCCUGUCAAAAGGAUCUCAUCUUGGAAUGGGCAGGAAAUUGAACCAAAACAAUGGGUCGAUUCCGCACAUCUGCUUGACUUGAAUGUUAUUUCAUAAUCUUUGAAAUCUCUAUUUGUUUUUGAAUGCUAGUAUUAUGUAAAACCUGGUUCAUUUCUUGCUUCUUAUUUUCAUUAACUCGCGUGAUGUUGUAUAAGUUACAUUAUAAAGUUGUGUAAUUGUU